CAAAACUCUUGCUCAGUACAAAAAACCAACAGCAACUUAAGUAAACUACAACUAUCGCCGCGUCGACGCAGUUGUCUACUUAUCGCCAGUGUCUUCUACACGACUUUGAAGAACAAGUACAACGAGUGCAACAGCUUCAGCUUCUACUUUGACAACAUCAAAGAUCCUCGCGCAAAAAUCAAGAGACCUUGUUCCUGUUGCAGCUAAGUUAGUACAGUAAGUGCAUAAUUGAAUCUACAGUACAAAACUAAAGAACACCGGUACUUGUCGUGUGCUCACACUGACUUCUUUCACCCAAGACCAUAUAAGCAAGAAGUUUUAAAUCAACAUCACCGAAUAUAACGAUAACCUAUACGAACGAAUUCGAAGACCAAAAUGUCGCCUAGUCGCCUUUUGUCCUUCGUUCAUCUGGCAGCCGCGGUGCUUGGUUCAGAGGCUGUCGCGUUGCGUCCUGCGAAGCAGGGCAAGUGGCGGAAGAAGCUGACCACGCCCAUAGAAGAAGAACAAGUUCGUGGGGGAAAUAUGCCCGAAGGCGGUCGUUGGGCUGACGUUCAGGAUUCCGACGCGGAGGAGGACACUGAUUCUCAUGCCGCUCCCGCCGGAGUCGGACAUCAACAUCAAGGACAACAAGCGGUAGUAAUCGGGCAGGCCUCGUUCUCUGGAUCGCGACCGGAUGUCUAUGAUUUUCCCUAUGCUCAGGCUCAGGGCCAGGAUCCUUAUUUUCGACAUGGUAUAUUUCCUGCCGGCAGCGGCAUAGGCACUUCCAGUGGUGCAGGUGGAACAGAUUCAUCUCGACGAGGCCUCAAUUUGGACGCUGCUCUUUUCAUGAUCCCGAGUGCAGCUCAGUCGUCUCACGGUGCGGAGCUGCCCAGCACCGGCGGAUAUAUCACGCGUGGCGGCGACCUGGUAUUUGCAUGCCGCGCUACUGCGUCUGGGCGGCCGCCCUUCCCAGAUGGUUUUUCUCCUGACGGAAAGACGGUUUUCAACCUGUGUUGCUACGCCGACGGGUCGCCCUACGUUGACCAGGGAGAGGCUCUUUGGCAAGGACAGCAAGAAGAACGGAAUCGUUUUUUAUCGCAACAACGGACUGGAGCCCAAGCACAACAGCAACCACAGAGUGGUCACCACCAGUAAUAAAUCGCGCCUCCGACUCGUCGUAAUGCAGGUAAAUUCGUCGACUGAAAGCACCGGGAAAAAUCUUCAUGGCGCGCAGCAUAAUUUAGUCGUCGUCGUCGUUCCCAUGCAAGAGGUAUGGAAUGCAAAUUUGUCUUGGUCUGGAAAGGUUGAACCUGUAUUGCGUGUCCAGGAUUCCAGAAAAAUCUGUAUUGCAUAAAAGCAACAAGAGCGCCACAGGUUGUUUCGUGCAAUGAAAAAGCGCAGUUUGUACUUAAUGGUAAAGCGCACAAGCACAACCAAGCCUGUGAAAGUGUUUGAAAAAAUUGUCAUGCUGCACUGCACUUAAAGCUAAAGGGCCGUUGGCGCUCACGGAUGACCAUUUAGCAUUCAAGGUUUCCAGACCUCCCAGACAUGUUUGCAAUGCAUAUCAUCAGAGCAGGAGUUUAUCAUUAUCACCACCCGCACCCAGCACAAGAAGAACCUCAAGUACGAAGUAAGCAGUGCCGGAGACGACCACAGAGAGCCACAACCUCGGAGGAGGUUCCAUGCUGACAUCGCAGCACCUCUGUGGCUGUUAAGCUGAUGAUUACAGUUAUACAGAAUUUGCAUUGUUCAGGUCGCCCUGCUACUGUGCUUUUAGUCAAACUUCUUCCCUCUGGAAUUUGACGUGUAUUUCCGCUGUUGUAUGAGUAUAGUGUAUGAUUGGUAUUGGUAUUUCUCCCCCGAAGUUAUAGUACGUAGAAGUAGAUUUACUUUGCAAUGUUCAUGUAUGAUGCAGUCCCCUUCAUCAACAACAACAAAUUUGUCUUGGACUUAAAACAACAUAGAGCAGAAAUCAAAAUUGUGACGAACUAUGACAUGCUCACUGCGGCAUGAUGGUGGAGAUGUGGGAGCACUACCACUAGAUUCGGUGGGUAAAAGAGUCCCUGCCUAGAUUUUACCCCUGGCGCAGGCGACCCGAUGCAAGAACCGCAAGAGACCAAAGCAAUGGAAAGUCGCAAGAGACCUGCACCGAAAGAAGCAGGCACGAAGUAGCUCGCUUCUGAAAAUGAUACUAUCAGUUGCACUCCAAUUGAUUUUUUGGCAAGAAAAACAAGGAACGAAAGUCGAC
Molecule: messenger RNA, 2227 nt
Organism: Amoebophrya sp. A120
Lineage: Eukaryota; Dinophyceae; Syndiniales; Amoebophryaceae
Source: the annotation of a GenBank genome assembly